This is a messenger RNA of Raphanus sativus (radish), 1142 nucleotides long. RefSeq names its product zinc finger protein 8. The transcript has a single exon. Gene Ontology annotation, molecular function: DNA-binding transcription factor activity. Gene Ontology annotation, biological process: trichome differentiation; response to gibberellin; trichome morphogenesis. The record is from RefSeq and is a predicted model, not a curated record. Lineage: Eukaryota; Viridiplantae; Streptophyta; Magnoliopsida; Brassicales; Brassicaceae. Bases 129 to 875 code for a protein of 248 amino acids.
UUAAUCACCUUAAAAAGAAUUUUGGAACCUCUUUAAAUUAAUGCAAAACCACAUCUCUCAUCCUUCUGAUCUCUGAAACAGACUCAAACUCACUCACUAGGUCACUCCUCUCUUUCUCUCUCUACUCCAUGGAAGAAACCAAUGGAAGAAGAGAAACUCACGAUUUCAUGAACGUCAACGUUGAAUCCUUCUCUCAGCUUCCAUUCAUCCGCCGUACACCUCCCAAAGAAAGAGGCUCCAUUAUUCGUCUCUUCGGCCAAGAGCUCGUCGGAGAUAACUCCUCCGGUACUGCUCAACAAGAGGAGGACACUUCUGAAACCACAGCAACCAAGAUAAACGACGAGAGCUCGGAGAAUGUCAAGGACAAAGACAGCAGCAAUAACAGGAGAUUCGAGUGUCACUAUUGUUUCAGAAACUUCCCUACUUCUCAAGCCCUAGGUGGACACCAAAACGCUCACAAACGCGAACGCCAACACGCCAAACGUGGUUCUAUGCCGUCAUACCUUCAUCAGGCUGGCUCUCACCACGUCUACGGCUUCCUCAACAACCACCACCACCACCGUCACUAUCCCUCGUGGACGCCGGACGCUAGAUUCUACGGUGGUGGAGGAGGAGGAGUACAACAAACGCCGUCGUAUUACUCACGUACUCUUCCUCCUCCUCCUCCGGCUUCUUCUAACACACCGACGAUCCACGGAAGUCCUUUGAGUUUGUGGCGUGUACCGCCUUCCACGUCAGCAAAUCAUAGCGUUUACUCAGCUUCACCAGCUUUAGCGUUUAGGACGCAUGACCAGGAGAGUAAGGAGUCGCAUUGGCCUUACAGGUUGAUGAAACCUAAUGUGGAAGAUCAUGUGAGUCUCGAUCUUCAUCUUUGACACUUGCUUUUUUGGUGUCCAUCAUUUUAACUUAAGCCGUGGUGAGACCAAUGUUGGGAAAAACGACGAGGUAUUCAUGUUUUGUAAGGAGAACCGGCAUGAUGUGUAGAUCUUAAAACUUCAGAUUUUGAUUUUAUAUUAUAUAAUAAAGAAUAAUUUGUGAUUUAAGUUAGAAAAAAUGUUCAAUCAUUCAUUUCUGAGUUCUGUUAUGGCGUCAAGAUUCUAAACAUGUAGAUAUAGAGGAACAUUAAAUUAAUAGCCAUGGAA